AAAAAAGAGAGAGAGAGAGAGAGAGAGAGAGGGGGAGGGAGGAGGGGGGAGAAGGAGCGCCUGUCACACACUUUACAGUCUAAGUGUGAUGCUGUGUGACUGGUUUUCUGUGGAGACAGCGGGCAACACGAUUCCAGCAGCUCCCUUCUCGCGCCGAAGAAGGGCUCCUCACGUGCAUUUGCGGCUGCUGCAUUCCCGACACACGGUCCACGGGAUUUCCGAGGGAAUUAGGAUCACUUAGGCAGUCCUGGAUUGGGCACCGAGGGAUCUGCGAUGAUCUCCGUCUGGAGGCGGCAUGGCAUGGCUCCGUGGGGGCUCUGCUGCCUUUUCCUCGCGCUUUGGAGGCUCGGCGGCGCGUGCCCCGCGUUCUGCUCGUGCAGCAGCGCGAGGAUUUCGUGCGUGGGCCAAGAGCGAGGAGGAAUCGUCGCUUUUCCCGUUAUGCAGCCCGCGAGUGACAUGGAGAACAUCACAGAAAUAUAUAUUGCAAAUCAAAGUAACUUCCAAUCCAUCAACGAUAUGGACUUGAAGUUCUAUAGGAACCUUCGGAAUUUAACUGUGACAAAUACUAGUUUGACCCAUGUGUCUCGCCUGGCCUUUCACAACAACGCCAAACUGCAAUAUCUGAAUCUAAAAGACAACAAGCUGUCCACGCUGUCAUGGAAGAUUUUUCGCCAUUUGAACAUAUCAUAUCUCAUCCUGACAGGGAACCGCCUGCGGUGCUCUUGUGAAAACAUGUGGAUCCGUCUGUGGCUGGGGGACGAGGCCGACAGCCAGGAGCUGCGAUGCCUGGAAGACAGUGGGGGAGAGAAGCCCCUCUUGCAGUUCUCCCCACCCAACUGCAUGGCUCCCAUGGCAACCCUGAGCCCUUCAAAAGUAACAGUAAUCAAGGGUGAAGACGUGGUGCUGGAGUGCAAUGCCUCCGGAGCGCCCCCUCCCGAGCUUGUUUGGAAUUUCAGCAGCAUAGUUUCCAUUAAAAAGGUGAACGACUUUGAGCAGCGCUCGCAAUUACAUCUGUACAACGUCUCUCCUCUCGACAAUGGCCAUAAGAUAACCUGCAGCGUCGAGAACAUUGUUGGGGAAAAUGAGUCCUCUGUACUGCUGAACAUUUUCUUUGCUCCGAAUAUAACCAAGCUUAUGGACGCAGUAUCGGACCACCACUGGUGCAUCCCCUUCAGCGUGGCCGGGAACCCGCAGCCGGAGCUGCGCUGGCUGUUUAACGGGGUGGAGCUGGCAGAAGACGAAUAUAUCCAAACCAUGAUCCACGAGUAUGCCGAUGGCGAGUUCCACGGAUGCCUGCAGCUGGACAACCCGACACAUCUCAACAACGGCCAGUACACCCUGGUGGCCCAAAACAAGUUUGGCGAAGACAAGAUGUCCAUCGACGCACAUUUCAUGCGUAGGCCGUGGGAUGGACUGGUGACUGAACCCGUCUACUAUGAUCCGACCACGGAAGAUACGCCUGUUGAUCCAGAAAAUGAAGACAGCGUUGCUGUGUACGUGGUCGUUGGAAUUGCGGCCGUGGCCUUCACCGGGUUCAUCCUGAUGCUGGUCCUCCUCAAAUUUGGGAGAAAUUCAAAGUUUGGAAUCAAAGGGCCCUCUUCAGUUAUCAGCAAUGACGACGACUCCGCGAGCCCUCUUCAUCACGUGUCCAACGGCAGCAACACGCCCUCUUCUUCAGAGAUGGGCCCCGAUGCGGUCAUUAUCGGAAUGACCAAGAUCCCCGUCAUCGAGAACCCACAGUACUUCCGCAGCACCAGCAGCCUGCUCAAGUCUGACACUUUUGUUCAGCACAUCAAGCGCCACAACAUUGUCUUGAAGCGGGAGCUUGGGGAGGGGGCCUUUGGGAAGGUCUUCCUAGCCGAGUGUUACAACCUGUCUCCGGACCAGGACAAGAUCCUAGUGGCUGUGAAGACACUGAAGGAGGCCAGUGAGAACGCCCGCAAGGACUUCCACCGUGAGGCAGAGCUCUUAACCAACCUGCAGCACGAACACAUUGUCACCUUCUAUGGCGUAUGUGUGGAGGGAGAACCCCUCAUAAUGGUGUUCGAGUACAUGAAGCACGGAGACCUCAAUAAGUUCCUUAGGGCUCAUGGCCCGGAUGCAGUGUUGAUGGCGGACGGCCAGAACAACCGGCCAGUGGAACUCACACUGUCCCAGAUGCUCCACAUCGCCCAGCAGAUUGCGGCAGGCAUGGUAUACCUUGCCUCGCAGCACUUUGUUCACCGCGACCUCGCCACACGCAACUGCCUGGUGGGCGAGAACCUGCUGGUGAAGAUCGGAGACUUCGGCAUGUCCCGGGACGUGUACAGCACUGACUACUACCGGGUGGGAGGACAUACCAUGCUGCCCAUUCGCUGGAUGCCCCCGGAGAGUAUCAUGUACAGAAAGUUCACCACUGAGAGUGAUGUAUGGAGUCUGGGUGUGGUCCUCUGGGAGAUCUUCACCUAUGGGAAACAGCCCUGGUACCAGCUCUCCAACAAUGAGGUGAUUGAGUGCAUCACCCAGGGUCGAGUCCUUCAGCGACCACGCACCUGCCCCAAGGAGGUCUAUGACCUGAUGCUGGGCUGCUGGCAGAGGGAGCCCCACGUGAGGCUCAAUAUCAAGGAGAUCCACACUAUGCUGCAGAACCUGGCAAAGGCAUCUCCCGUCUACUUGGACAUCUUGGGUUGACCUUGCAGUCGCCACCCCCGGCGCGCGCGCCACGUGCGUGUACAGGCGUGCGCGCUCGCCCCUCCCUGCGUGUAUGAGAGCGGCGUAUGCUAGAAGCUGUGUGUGCGUACAAGAAUAAGGGCCGUGUGUGUGUUUGCGUGUUGCAUGCGUGAGAGUGCAUGUGUGCGUCACCGCGAUCCCGCUCUCGACUCUGACGGUACUGUCGAGGAAGACGACGAGAAGGUUGGAGCCACACACAGCCCACCCCAGCACAUUUCUGACCCCCGCUCACCCCUACUUCCUGUCUCCGUCCCUCCGCGUUCGGGAUCCUCGCUCUCUAUCGGUCUGUCCCUGUAUUCAGUAUUCCCUCUCUCCACCUCUCUGUGUUCGGUAUCCCUCUUGCUUUUGUACAUUAUGGAUUGCCAUAGACUAAACGCCUUACCUGUAUGUCUGACUGUGCUUUCUUUUCUUCGUUUCUACUCGCUUCCUUCCUUUGAAGACGUUCCUAUCCCUCCUUUUAAAUGAAGAUGACCCUCUUCUGUCCUUGCCAGGAUGAACAAAGGGAAACAGACUUUCGCAAUCUGCUGUAAAUACCCUCUGUCACAGAGUGUCGUUCAAAGCUCAGCCCUGUUUUUUUCACCUCCGGUUACAGAGGACUUGGUGAAGCUCUCAUGUUUUCGUGCGAUGUAACAAAGACGGAAGCGAGCGAAUGCCGCGAUGCCUCGCAGGAGGAGAGGAGCAUCGCUUAGCUUCGCGUCCAGGAUUGCGAGGGCGGGGCUUCGCCGAAAGCCACCCGGAGCUUCGGUAUUAGUUGGUUGGUUCUGUUCUUUCUUUUCCAGCCUUGGGUGCUCUUGCCCUGAAGCAAUCUCGUGCGAAAUCAAAUGUAAAUGACCGAAGCAGGAGAAAAUCGUCGAGUCAUUAUGUUUUGAAGCACUGUCAUUAUACAUGUACGAGGGUGGGGAGGCCUCACAUUCGCUGACAAUCACGGUGUGAAUUACGGGCCUCUAAUGCACAUAUUUAUUUCAGGGUUCGCUACAAGACUGAGGGACCUCCAUACGGUAGGGAUGUAAAUGUCCCGAGAAAUUACCCAAAUCGCGUCCUUAUCACAGUGCGACUUUUAGUUGCUUAAUGACCCUUGCAGUAUUUUGUGGGCUUAAAAUUAAAUUCCGCAUGUUUUUUUGUCCACUACUUGAGUAAUGUAGCCGUUUAAGAACAGAGCAAGCUCUCUGUAAUGGUGUAAUGUAUAUUUCAUUAAGGAGGCUAAUGCAGACCAUUAGCCGAGCGCAGAUUUGAUGGGGUGAUAGAAACUCUGCAACAUGGACGUUUAAGAUUUAUUGUUUUAUGGGAAAAGAAACGGGACUGGAUCUCUCCGGAGACUGGGAGAUGGGAUUUAUUAGUGUUUGAUUUAUACUGUUUGGAACCCCCCCCCCUCCCCCUCCCUUUUUUUUUUACACUUCAGCCAUCAAUGCUUUUGGUUUUCCAUAGUCGGGAAAUCUCAGUGGCCUGCAGCAUACACCAAACAGCUGUGGCAACACACACACACACACACACACACACACACAAAUAACCACAUAACACACACACGACACGCAAACAUCUCUUGCUGAAAUUUUAUUGGGCCAUUGAGAGACUGAAAUGAAAACUGACGGAAUGAGUUGUGUGGAAAAAAAACCAAACGGUAGAAUUUAUUUUCUGGAUGUUAUUGCCAUUGUAACAUAGUUUUAUAUCAUCCUUUAAUUUUCUUCC
Molecule: messenger RNA, 4395 nt
Organism: Scleropages formosus (Asian bonytongue)
Lineage: Eukaryota; Metazoa; Chordata; Actinopteri; Osteoglossiformes; Osteoglossidae
Gene: ntrk2a
Product: neurotrophic tyrosine kinase, receptor, type 2a
Exons: 18
Coding region: 274-2670 (798 amino acids)
Biological process (GO): trans-synaptic signaling by neuropeptide, modulating synaptic transmission; multicellular organism development; protein phosphorylation
Cellular component (GO): signaling receptor complex; axon; plasma membrane
Molecular function (GO): ATP binding; brain-derived neurotrophic factor receptor activity; brain-derived neurotrophic factor binding
Source: RefSeq, a predicted model, not a curated record